AUAUACAGAUAUUACUCUCUCUCUCUAUAUCUAUUAGUUUAAGUUUACUGUUUAACUGUAAACAAACACAAGAACAUGUGCAUUAUACUUUACUUCAGCUCUAAUCAUACGCAUGAUUAAUCACUAAUCACCUGUUUAACUGUUUAUUUUGAAUCAAUAAUCAGUAGUUGUAUGAUUGAUAUCGAUUCUUCAGGUUUUUCCUGCUAUUUAACUGGAAGCUUCAUUUCAUCAUCAUGUUGCAAUAUUGGCAUAAACCCUAUGUCCAUAGCCGGCUCUACUCACCCACCCAGUUGAGUCUGUUUGGUUUCAAGCUUAAAGUUUCUAAAACAUGUACUGAUUUUAUUGAUUAGUUGUGUUGCUUAAGGUGGAAAAGGAAUUGGAUGAAAUUCGCGGAAGAGAUUUUGGUUUUAGUCUGUUAGAUGAUUUCAUUUUCCUGCAUUUAGGAAUUGAUUAAUAUAUACAGCCAAAUUGUGGUUUGAGCCUUAUUAGCUCAGCCAAAUUGUGGAUGGCUUAAAUUCUAUAUCUCGUAAGUUAGCUGAGUUUUGGAAGCAAGUAAUAACCAGGAAAGGUGUUAAUAUUACACAGAACAUUUCACUGUCUUCAUGUCAAUAAUUUUGCUUGAAGAGUUGUAAAAUUGCUGGCUACUUUGGAUGAUUGCUGAUUUUGAACAGAAAUAAUGUUUAUACUGUUAGUUGGAAAUCCAUGCAGAGAUUACCUUUCAAUGUUUGUUGGCACAUAAUUGGCCAGACUACCUGUUCACUGGGCUAAAUGCAAUGUGAACUUAUGUCAAUUAGCCACAUGGCCAACACUAGAUAAUUGGUAAAUACAAGAACUUCAAAAAUGCUUAAGCAGCUACAUUUAUGCUUUUUAGGUGAUGAGGGAAACCCGUAGCAACUACAUGAGUGUGAACUGGGUAAAUCCCGCCUUGUAAUCCUAGCCGGCAAAGGACUAUAAGGAGAACUUUGAAAUGAUCCUGAAAGCAAAGUUCUGUCUCUGGGCUUGAGGCUAACAUCUAUUUGAACUGUGUAACUUGAUUGCUUCGAUUGCACAACUAGACAUGGAUGUGUGCAAUCUACUGGCUUACAAGUAGAGAUAUUCAUAGAAGGGAGAAUAAAGAAUAUCCCUUUAAUGGGUAUUGACCUUGAGCGGCCAUCAGAAGAACUUCACAGAGACAAGGGCAAUGAAGUUUGUUGUACUGAAGAGGCAGCUGCUAGUGCUGCAAUGACAGUUCAACAUGACCAAGAGAACUUUAGGCCUAAAGAUACACAUCUCGUUUCUGAUGGGGAUAGGGUUCCACUUAGUCAUCAUAAGUUUUUGGAGCCUCAUGAUGGUAUGGAGUUUGAAUCCAAGGAGGAUGCCUUUUCGUUUUAUAAAGAAUAUGCAAAAUCCAUUGGAUUUUCUGUAAUAAUAAAGGCCAGCCGCCGAUCAAGAAUAUCUGGAAAAUUUAUUGAUGCAAAAUUUGUUUGUACCAGAUAUGGAAGCAAACAAAAAGCUUCUGUAUUUGAAACUCCAGAAGCUGUUGCAAAUAUUGAUGGCACAAACAAUACCCCAAUCAAGAAAAAGAGAGGCAGAAAAAACCAAUCUUUGUCAAAAACAGAUUGCAAAGCUUGCUUGCAUGUUAAAAGAGGGUCAGAUGGGAUGUGGGUGAUCCACACCUUCAUAAAGGAGCAUAACCAUGAAAUUGUUCCAGUCCAGUCCUAUAAUGUUCAAGGCCAUAGGCACUUGGAUCAAGGUCACAACAAUGCUGAUGCAAUGCAUGCUGUGCGUGACAGAACAAAAAAGAUGUGUGCAUCAAUGCAUAGACAGUCUGGUGUGGCAAAAAAGCUUGAGAAUAAUGGCAGCACAAAUGUUGGUGCACAGAAUUUGGCUUUAGAUGAGCGAGAUGCAGAAGUUAUGCUUGAAUAUUUUUUGCAUAUGCAAGAUGACAAUCCCAACUUCUUUUAUGCAUUAGAUUUGAAUCAGGAACAAUGCCUAAGAAAUGCUUUCUGGAUUGAUGCUAAAGCUCGGCUUGAUUAUCAUCACUUCUGUGAUGCUGUGUUUUUUGACACUGCAUAUAUCAAGAAUGAGUAUAAAUUGCCUUUGGUUACAUUUAUUGGUGUGAAUCAUCACUUUCAGUUCCUACUGUUUGGCUGCGCACUAAUUGCAGAUGAGAGUAAAUCUACAUUUGUUUGGCUGAUGCGAGCAUGGCUUAGAGCAAUGGGUGGACAAGCUCCUAAAGUGAUACUGACUGACGAAGAUACAGCUCUGAAGGAAGCAGUUGCUGAAGUUUUCCCAGAUUCUCGCCAUUGUUUUUGUUUGUGGCACGUAUUGAGUAAAAUUCCAGAGAAGCUUGGUUCUGUCAUAAGACGGUGUGAAAAAUUUUCUACUAAGUUUAAUAAAUGCAUUUUGAAGUCAGUAACAGACGAACAGUUCCAAAAGAGAUGGUUGAAGAUUGUUGAUAGAUUCGAUUUAAGAAAUGACUUGUGGAUUCAAUCACUGUAUGAAGAUCGCCUGAGGUGGGUUCCAGUGUAUAUGAACAGUAUCUUUUUGGCUGGAAUUUCUACAAUGCAAAGAUCGGAAAGUGUUUGCUCCAUUUUGGACAAAUGCAUGCAACGCAAAACUACAUUAAAGGAGUUUCUUGACCAGUACAAAAAUAUAUUGCAAGAAAUGGGCGAAGAUGAGGCUAAGGCUGAUUUUGAGACAUGGCAUAGAAAGCCGGGAUUGAAAUCUCCCUCACCCUUUGGAAAACAAAUGGCAGCAUUGUACACUCAUGCAAUAUUUAAAAAAUUCCAAAUUGAGGUUUUGGGAGUUGUUGCAUGUCACCCUAAAAGAGAAAGUGGAAAUGGUGAAACUGCAACAUUUAGAGUGCAAGAUUUUGAGGAAGAUCAAGACUUUAUUGUAUUCUGGAAUGAGAAUACAUCUGACACUUCUUGCUCAUGCCGUUUGUUUGAGUAUAAAGGUAUUUUGUGUCGGCAUAUAAUGAUUGUUCUUCAAAUGGCUGGUGUAUACAACAUCCCGUCCAAAUAUAUUUUAAAGCGGUGGACAAAAGAUGCAAAGAGUAGAGAAACAGUGAGGCUAGUAGAUUCGAUUGAGUCUAGGGUUCAACGAUAUACUGAUAUAUGUCAAAGAGUUUUUAAGCUAGGUGAUGAAGGGUCACUAUCUCAAGAAAGCUAUAAUUUAGCAUUCAUUGCACUAGAAAAGGCUUUGAGAAAAUGUAAAAGAGUGAAUAGCUCAAUUCAAUAUGAAGUGGAGCUUGGCUCUCCAUCAAAUCAGGAUCUUAAUAAUUUUGAAGAGGCAACUCAAAGUAACUGUGCACAGAAGACAAAUGAAAAGGAUGAAUCCAGAAGGGAUAAGGUUCAAAUGGAGCAAGAAGGACUAGCCAUUUCAAUACAUGAUAGUUGGCAGCAAAUGGGGCAGCUGAACUCUAGAGUUGCAACCCUUGAUACCUACUUUAGCAGCCACCAAGUUGUUCCAGGAGUGGGACAGAUGAAUACAAUUUCUUCAAUCUACAGCAAUCAACCAGGCAUACAGGAGCUGGGCCAAUUAAACACAACAGCUCCAAUGGACAAUGGUCCGUACCUCACUCAACCAAGAUUGCAUGGACUGACGCAGUUACAUUUCAGACCCCAAAGUCUGCAGAACUAUUUUGAAAUGCCAGAAAGUUUGCAGGAUCUGUGAUCAUUCUAGCACGAGUACAACGGGGAUGCUUUGCCCAACAUUCGGUAGCUUUUGCAUACUGCAUUUCCCGCAACCAAGUUAGCCGUGUUGUAGUUUUGUACAGAAGGUUAUAUCACUGUUAUCCAGCUUUAGACAUCAAUGGCUCUUAUCAGGGGAAAUCAAGUUCAAUGGGGGAGUUACCUUUGACUAGCCCAUUAAAAUGCACAAUUCAACAAUGCACUUUUGUGCUCUCUCAACUUGUAUUUUCUGACUAAAGGCAGAAUUAAAAUCCCUAUCUUCUCAUAGCAAUGAUUAUAUGAGCACAGAGCAUCGAAUUAGUAUAACAAAAAUCGUUUUUUGAUGCAUGCCAUGUGAAUGGGGCAAAUUAUGCUAUGGAUCAUGGUCCACAUUGGCACAUUGUAAUGUAGAUUAUGAAUAAAUGUGCAUUUUUAAUA
This is a messenger RNA of Ipomoea triloba (trilobed morning glory), 4091 nucleotides long. Its product is annotated as protein FAR1-RELATED SEQUENCE 1. Gene Ontology annotation, molecular function: zinc ion binding. Lineage: Eukaryota; Viridiplantae; Streptophyta; Magnoliopsida; Solanales; Convolvulaceae. The transcript has 9 exons. Bases 1129 to 3657 code for a protein of 842 amino acids. Gene Ontology annotation, biological process: regulation of DNA-templated transcription. The record is from RefSeq and is a predicted model, not a curated record.